GCCGUUUCCGUCCGCGCCACGGCGAAAGAAAUCAUCGCCACCGAUAAGUCCCCGGCCGCCCUCGGCCCGUACAACCAAGCCGUCAAGGUCGGCAACACGGUGUACGUCAGCGGUCAAAUCGGCCUGACGCCCGCCAUGGAGUUCGCCGGCGAAACGAUCGAGGAGCAAACGGAGCAAGUGAUGAAGAACUUGGGCGAGGUGCUCGCGGCGGCGGGCGCGACGUACGCCGACGUCGUCAAGACCACCAUCAUGAUCGCCGACAUGGACGAUUUCAAGACGGUGAACGGUAUUUACGGCUCGAGGUUCCCCGAAAACGCCCCCGCGCGCGCGACGUUGGCGGCGAAGACGCUUCCGCUCGGCGCGCUCGUGGAGAUCGACGCCGUCGCCAUCAUC
Messenger RNA from Ostreococcus lucimarinus CCE9901, 393 nucleotides. RefSeq lists its product with no specific name. The transcript has a single exon. NCBI's taxonomy places the organism in Eukaryota, Viridiplantae, Chlorophyta, Mamiellophyceae, Mamiellales, Bathycoccaceae. Gene Ontology annotation, molecular function: deaminase activity. Gene Ontology annotation, cellular component: cytosol. The record is from RefSeq and is a predicted model, not a curated record. The annotation marks the transcript as partial.